Triticum dicoccoides is the source of this 4171-nucleotide messenger RNA. RefSeq names its product trafficking protein particle complex subunit 11-like. Lineage: Eukaryota; Viridiplantae; Streptophyta; Magnoliopsida; Poales; Poaceae. The record is from RefSeq and is a predicted model, not a curated record. The transcript is spliced from 9 exons. Bases 184 to 3714 code for a protein of 1176 amino acids.
CGUUUGUUUCACUGUUACUUCCGCGUCCCCCUCGUCCGCGUCCCUCCGAACGCACGGAACAAGCCACAGCCAUCACAGAUCCGAGCUCGCGCCCGCCUACCUCGACGACCACCGCCGCGCGCGGCUCCGGGAUCGGAGACCUUUCGCCCGGCAGCCUCGCGGCGACCGCGGGGUGGGGCGGCCAUGGAGGACUACCCGGAGGAGCUGCGGACGCCGCCGGUGUCGCUGGUGUCCAUCGUGGGGUGCCCGGAGAUGCACGCCACGAUCUCGGCGGCGCUCAGCUCCCAGCAGCCGCCCAUCAACACGCUGGCCCUCCCGGACUUCGCCAAGGCCAACAUCCUCUCCCGCACCGGCAAGAGCCGCGACCCGCUCGCGCCGCCGCAGGCCGCCACGGGGAUCCUCAAGAAGGACUGGCUCCUCAAGCACCGGACGCGGGUGCCCGCCGCCGUCGCCGCCAUGUUCCGGGCCGAUCAGGUCACCGGCGACCCCGCCCAGUGGCUCCAGGCCUGCUCCGAUCUCGAGAACCUCAAGUCUAUAAUCCAGGGAAGACAUACUAAAUUGGUGGUGAUCCUUGUACAGACUCAAGCUGGUGAUGAGCUGGGUGAGGAAGUUAUGGUUGCCCUGAGAAAACGUGCGGAGAUUGAUUCUAAGCACCUGAUUGUGUUGGUUGAGAGUGAUGAAGCAGAACGGAACGCAUCUCUCCUCAAAUUGAGGACUAUUUUUGCGGAGCUGUGUUCCACAUACUAUAAGGGGGAAGGGCGAAGGAUAAAAGCCCGCAUUGAGAAGAGGAACUUCUCUUCUGUGGAGCUGAGUGUCCGCUACUGCUUCAAGGUUGCUGUUUAUGCGGAGUUUAGGCGGGAUUGGCCAGAAGCAUUGAAGUUCUACGAGGAAGGAGUUCGUGUUUUGCGUGAGAUGAUUGGGACUUCAACAAGGUUGCCUCCAACCCAACGCCUAGUUGAGAUAAAAGCAGUCGCCGAUCAAUUUCACUUUAAGAUAUCAACGUUGCUGCUUCAUGCUGGGAAGGUCGUAGAAGCAAUCACAUGGUUCCGUAAACAUAUCCGAAGCUUUGAGCGUGUUGUUGGAUCACCAGAAGUUGCUUUUCUUCAUUGGGAAUGGUUUAGCAGGCAGUUCCUUGUCUUUGGUGAGCUAAUAGAGACAACAUCAACAACUGUUCCAGAUACAAUAUCCCCCCGGUUUGGUACUGCUGACAAUGCAUUGACUGAGUGGGAAUUUCAGCCAGCUUACUACUACCAGUUAGCGGCAAAUUACCUCCGAGAGAAGAGGUGUGCUUUAGAGUGCCCUUCGUCAAGUGCAAAUCUUACCGGUGAUAGCCAAAUACCUGACUCCGUAAUGUCUUCUGUAUAUGUUGGCCAGUAUGUCCGCCUGUUUGAGGAAGGAGAUACCAUUUCUGUGCUUCCCCUUUCUGAUACAGAAUAUACCAGUUAUGCUUUGUCAGAAGCUGAAAGGUUUCAAGAUUCGUAUGAGAUAAUUGCAUUGUUCAGAAAAGCUUAUGAAUCAUUUCUGAGUCUAGGGGCUACGAGAAUGGCUUCUUCCUGUAGUGCUGGAAUGGCUAUAGAAUAUUAUGCAGCUGGGGAAUUUGGUAACGCAAAAAAACUUUUUGAUGGUGUCGUUGGUCUAUACCGUCAGGAGGGCUGGACUACUUUGCUUUGGGAAAACCUGGGUUACUUGAGAGAAUGCUCAAGGAAACUUAAUUCUCUGGUGAAUUUUAUCAGCUAUUCACUAGAGAUGGCUGCAUUACCGUUAUUCUCUGGCAGUGUACAGGGCAACUCUGAAAAUAAAAGUAAUGGACCAGCAGGUUGGCCUACCAUUUCCAGGAGAGAGGAAAUACAGCAAGAAGUUGUCGAUAUUCUUGAAGGAAAACAUACAUCCCAAGUUAUCGAUGAUGAAUUUAAUCUUCAGUUGACGGAAGAAUCUACUCACCUAGUUAUUGAUCAAAUAAGUCCUCUAAGAAUAGUGCUUGUUGCAUCUGUUGCUUUUCAUGACCAAUCUGUAAAACCUGGCUCACCUCUGCUUGUCAGCGUGUCAUUGUUGUCUCAUCUUCCUUCUCCAGUUGCAAUUGAUCAAUUGGAGGUUCAGUUCAACCAAUCUGACUGUAACUUUGUCAUGGUUAGUGCACAGGAAGAUUCUUCUACGUUGAAUUCAGAUGUUUAUGGCCAAGUCGUCCAUUCUACUUCUCUUACAUUGUUCAGCAAUAAAUGGAUGCGGUUGACGCAUGAAGUUAAAUCAGGACAAAGUGGAAAGUUGGAAUGUUUAUCGGUGAAGGCAAUAAUAAAUAAGCACCUUGUGGUUUGCUGCCAGGCUGAAAGUCCUGCUUCAAUGGAAGACUUCCCGCUGUGGAAAUUUGAGGAUCAAGUGGAGACAUUGCCUACAAAGGAUGCUGCACUCGCCUUUUCCGGGCAGAAACUGAUUCAAGUCGAAGAGCCAGACACUCAAGUUGACCUUGUCUUAGAUUCUACUGGCCCUGCGCUGGUUGGAGAGUUGUUUGUUGUCCCAGUAACCAUAUUAUCAAAAGGGCACGCAGUUCAUUCUGGUGAGCUGAAAAUUAAUCUUGUCGAUGCCAAAGGCGGUGGUCUUCUGAUGAGUCCAGGGGAAGCAGACGAAUCUGAAAGCCAUCACGUUGAACUUCUUGGUGUUUCAACCGCAAGUGGGGAUGAAGUGUCGAAGGAAGAAGUCGAUAACAUUAAAAAGAUUCAAUAUUCAUUUGGGGUCGUAUCAGUUCCCACGUUAGUUGCUGGUGAUUCCUGGUCCUGCAAAUUGGAAAUUAAAUGGCAUGGAGCAAAGUCACUCAUGCUCUAUGUUUCACUUGGCUAUUCUCUAGACUCGAGUGAAGAUGCAUCACUACACAGACUUAACGUGCACAGAAGCUUGCAAGUUGAAGGAAAGAUCCCCAUGAUAGUUGGUCACCAGUUUUUGAGACCAUUUAGGCGAGAACCCUUGUUGCUAUCCAGGAUCAGAUCCUCAAGCGACAACAAUAAAAAAGAUUCACUUGCUAUGAACGAGUCCAAUAUGCUUAUUGUGAGUGCUAGAAAUUGCACCGAGGUCCCUUUGCGUUUGCACUCGAUAGCCAUUGAAUCUGAUGGUGAUGGGAAGCAGCUGUGCUCUGUGGAACAAAUCAGCGGACUAUCGGAUGAAUACGCGGUUGUUGCUCCUAGCGCAGAAUACAAAGCAAUAUUUUCAGUCAAUCCAAGGGCCAGCAAUCCAGACUUUUAUUUAGGUGAACUUUGCCUGAACUGGUCAAGAGAUUUAGUCCUUGGAGAGAAUCAAGAUAGCCGUGUUACAAUGAAGCAAAGAUUACCCGAGGUUCAUAUCGAGGAGCCGCCGCUUGUUGUGAGCAUCGAGUGCCCUCCCUACGCUAUCCUCGGGACCCCGUUCACUUUCUAUGUGAAGAUCCACAAUUCAACAUCCUUACUCCAGGAAAUCAAGUACUCUCUUGUUGAUUCCCAGAACUUUGUUUUCUCUGGGGCUCACAAUCAUGCCGCAUUCAUUCUGCCGAAAACCGAGCAUACUGUUAGUCACAAGCUCGUGCCGCUUGGUUCCGGUUCCCAGCAGCUGCCGAGGAUAACAGUAACUUCGGUGAGGUACUCUGCUGCAUUGACUCCUCCAACCUCAGCCACAUCCGUCUUUGUGUAUCCCAGCGAGCCCAAAUUCAACCUGGAAAAGAGCCACCCCAUAUCCGAUGAAUGCGUGAGCUAGAUUUUCACAGACCGGGCAACUCACUCUUUAUACCCCCUUUCAAACGGGCUGUGGUGCUCAAGCAGAGUCACCGCUGGAAAGAAAAGCCUAUCGGUGAUUCUGCCCCACCUCCUUGCUGAACAGGCUUGAAGCAAAAUGCUGUUGUCGAGUGUUGAUCGGCACGGCGCCGAAGUUUUGGCCUUGUUUUGAAUAUUGGUUUCUGUAGACCUUUUGGAUAGACCACAUAUGCCUUGUAACAUGUGAUUAUACUCCAUUGUUUUUUGGCUCAAGGAUAGUUGCACACAGUAGACAUGGCGCGUUGGUGCUGUAUGUAAAUUAGGCCCCACCAGGCAAGUGGGGAAUAAGUGAGCCCCAUAUCUAUCUCUCAGUAGCAGAAGUUUUUUGUUAUCUUCAGGUUCAUUGUCUCUGCAAAACUUGUGUUUAACCAUACUGACAUCUCUGCUGCUACAAGCUUUCA